AUGGAGCAUGAAGUUAUGAAUGAAGACGAUGGAGAUUCCUAUGAACUUUCAAACCAAAUUGAAGAAGAUGGAGAUGAGAAUAUGGAGGAUGAAGAAGAUUUAUUUGGAGCUGAUAAGCAUGCAUGUGAAGAGUUGAUGAAAAAUGGGCCUCAAUCUGGUUUAGAGUUUGAAAGUAGAGAACGGAUCUUUGCAACAUAUCAAGCUUUUGCGAAGGACAACGGCAAUUGGAAGAUUUCAACAUUUUGCAAUGAGCAUAACCACGAUCUAGAGCCACAACUUUCUGAAUUUAUGCCGGCACAUAGGCACCUGACAACUCAUUUGAAGGUCCUUUUAGAGGCAUAUGACCGUGCAGGAUCAAGGUUAUGUAAGAGUGUAAGAACGAUGGAAGUUCUUGCCGGCGGGCCAUCUAAUUUAGGAGCUUCGACGAGAGAUUGCAGAAAUCAUGUUGACAAAAUGCGGAGGCUAAGACUAGGAGAUGGAGAUGCUAAUGCCAUUCAAAAGAUGUUUAAGAGGCUGCAGCAAAAUGAUAGAGACUUCUUUUAUCUGAUCGAUAUUGGUGAUGAUUCUAGACUUCGCCAUGUCAUGUGGAUUCAUCCGCGGAGUAGGGCUGCAUACCAGGAUUUCCACGACGUCGUGAGCUUUGACACGACUUAUCUCGUCAAUCAAUACAAUAUGCCUUUUGGAACUGUUGUGGGGGUUAAUCAUCACCACCACUCCAUUCUAUUAGGAUGUUGUCUAUUGAGCGACGAGCGUGCAGAAUCAUUCAAAUGGUUCUUUAGUAAUUGGCUGGACGCAAUGGGAGGUGUUCAACCGACGGCAAUUUUGAGUGAUCAAGAUGAAAGCAUUACGAUCGCAUUGAGAGAAGUAUUGCCUGACAGUAUCCACCGCUUCUGUUUGUGGCAUAUUGUUUCGAAGAGCUCCAAGAAAUUCAGAGGUAUCGCUAAUUUUGAAAUGGCUUGUUUAGAUUUCAAUCGAGUGAUACAUGGCAGUUUUAGUAUUCCGGAAUUUGAAAAUAAUUGGCUCGAUUUUCAAGUUAAGUAUAACUUACAUGAAAAUAGUUGGAUAAAAAACUUAUAUGAAAUAAGGCAAAGUUGGGUGCCAGUAUACUCAAAGCACAUCUUUUGGGCUGGCAUGAUGUCGACUCAAAGAAGUGAGUCAAUGCAUGCAUUCUUCGAUAAUUACAUCAAUUCGAGGAGUACUUUGAAAAUCUUUGUUGAGCAAUAUGAGAUUUGUAUCGUCGAUAAGAUUCGAAAAGAGCUUCAAGCUGAAUAUUCGACGAAGUGCAGGCCUAUCACUUGUGUGUCAGAGUUUAAGUGGGAAUCACAAUUUGCUAAGGUAUACACUAAUAAUAUCAUGGAGCUUCUUCAGAAACAAGUGAAAAAGAUUUGGAAUUGCAAUCUCAUUUUGUUGGAGUCAGAUAGUAGCUCAAUGGAUAGAUAUGAUAUUACUGAGACACGUACAUCGAGCAAGUAUCCCUCUCCCAACGAGCUACAUUUCAUGGUUGAGCAUCGGCCUGUUGGGGGCUAUUUUGAUUGCAAUUGCAAGAAAUUCGAGAACAAAGGUAUUUUCUGCUGUCAUAUUGAAGGUUUUGGUAUUCAAAAAAAUUGA
Salvia splendens (bonfire salvia) is the source of this 1608-nucleotide messenger RNA. Its product is annotated as protein FAR-RED IMPAIRED RESPONSE 1. Gene Ontology annotation, molecular function: zinc ion binding. Gene Ontology annotation, biological process: regulation of DNA-templated transcription. NCBI's taxonomy places the organism in Eukaryota, Viridiplantae, Streptophyta, Magnoliopsida, Lamiales, Lamiaceae. The record is from RefSeq and is a predicted model, not a curated record. The coding region runs from base 1 to 1608 and encodes 535 amino acids. The transcript has 2 exons.